CGUAAAGGGAAAUUCAGCAGGUGGUCUAAGUGCCCGGUUAAUAACGCUUAACUCCUUUCAAUUAAGAAACAGUUCCAUAGGACAAUUUGUCUAAUCACAAGCUUUUACAAACCUUUGAGGUUUAAAUGUACUUAAGCCACCCACAGAAUGUCGACUCAAUAGUCUGUGGAAACAUUUCUGACUGUUAAGACGGCCCUACAUAUUAUUUAAAUAAAAAAUAAAAGUUUACGCCCAAAAUGAGGCCGUUAAGGCAAAUAGAUUGCUUCAAAGUUAAUAUGAAAUUUUGGAAGUUACUUGCCGUUUGGCCUCCAAACGAUAUGCAAUCUUAUUACCGUUACUAUCAAAUGUUUUUCACGGCGUUCAUUCUUUUAAAUAACUUAUUAGCUACAGUAAAUUUUAUUUUCCUUCCGAGACAAUUAGAUAUGUUUAUAGAUGAAAUGAUAUUUUACUUCUCUGAAAUAGCUGUGACAUCGAAGUUUUUGACUUUUCUUUUUAUGCGCAAAAAAAUUCUAAUGAUCUUGAGUAUGCUCGAGAGUGAUAUGUUUCAGCCUGAAUCAGAAAAUGGCUUAAAAGCAAUCGACAAAGCGAAAAAAUUUAAUGUAAGAUAUUUUAAAAUAGUUGCAACAGUGUCAGCAACUGCUCAUUUAUCACAUAUAUUCCCACCAAUAUUACUGCAUUUUAUUUUACAUGUAAAAUUAGAACUCCCUGUAUGCAAUUUUUCAUUUUUAUCGGAUGAUACUAAACAAAAAUUUAUUUACCCUUUAUAUGAGUUUCAAGCCCUCUACAUGCAUUCUCAAGUGCUUUGUAAUAUCAGUAUCGAUACAUUUAUUCUCGGUUUACUAAUAUACGCCAUUGCCCAAUUGGAUAUACUUGACGAUAAUUUGCGAAGAGUCACCGAAAAAAAACAAAUAUUAGUUACACGAGCUGAUGAUUCUAUGGAACGAGCGGAGAAAGAAAAUGUCAUAAAGAAACUCAACGAUUCUAUAAUUCAUUAUGGUGAAUUGGGGCAGUUCUGUGACUUGGUCCAAGAUGUAUUUAGUAUAACAUUGUUCGUGCAGUUCGGUGUGGCUUCUUGUAUAAUUUGCGUCGUCCUGUUCAGAUUUACAUUGCCGGCGCCAUGGCAGUACUUCAUAUUUUUGGGAUCAUAUAUGUUCAUUAUGAUCCUUCAAAUUUUGGUACCCUGUUGGUUCGGCACUCGCAUCCAGGAUAAGAGUCAACAGCUAUCCCAGGCCGUGUACGAUUGCGACUGGACCGCUAAGUCUCGCUACUUUAAGAGCAGUCUGCGGCUCUUCGUGGAGCGAGCCAACAAACCUGUCUCAAUAACGGCCGGGAAAAUGUUUCCACUUUCGCUUACCACUUUCACUUCUAUUAUGAAUUCUUCGUACUCAUUCUUCACUUUGCUGCGCCACAUGCAAUCUCGGCAAAAUUAGAUCUGUAUCGUAUUAAAAUAGAUAGAUAGACAGGUACCUAUU
This is a messenger RNA of Cydia strobilella, 1472 nucleotides long. It is a transcript of the gene Or-13, whose product is annotated as odorant receptor 7a-like. Lineage: Eukaryota; Metazoa; Arthropoda; Insecta; Lepidoptera; Tortricidae. Bases 237 to 1430 code for a protein of 397 amino acids. The record is from RefSeq and is a predicted model, not a curated record. Gene Ontology annotation, molecular function: odorant binding; olfactory receptor activity. Gene Ontology annotation, biological process: sensory perception of smell; detection of chemical stimulus involved in sensory perception of smell. Gene Ontology annotation, cellular component: plasma membrane. The transcript has 6 exons.